AUGCGCCGAAAUCAACAAUUCCAGAUUUUCAGCUCAGGAAAUUCCAGAAAAUCUGAAAAUUCAAUUUCAGACGUUCUCUUCAUUUUUCUCAUCGUUGGACUCAUCGUUUUGGGCGUUUUCACCAUCAAAAAACGCACUUAUUUGACACUAAAUUCAUGGGAAUUGGCUCAAGAAAUCGCUGAAAAUGCCACGGAGUUGGCAAUGGAGAAUGGGACUACUAACAUCGACUUCGCUACCGUACUCUGGAGUGUCGGCGUGGAACUGGUGAAUACGGUAAAAGUGUUGGAUGGACCACCAAAACGGGAUUUUCUGAUGAUUGUGAACAUUUUUAUUGAUGAUGAUGUGCAUGACAAAUACUCCUGGUACGUUGUAAUCUUUUCAUUCGUCGGAGCUUUGCUCUAUGGAUGGAAUGUUCUCCGUUUCGUCCUUUGGAUUGAUCAUAAAGUGGAAGAAUUUCUGGAUGAUAUGUCGAUUUAUAAAAAUGUGGCUGAUCAGAACGAAUUCUCCGAUUUCGUGUUGGAUAUACGCAAGAAAAAAGCAUUGGAAGGAGAAAUGGUUCAAAUUCAGUCGACCGCCAAUCAACAGUAUGACAUCAAGGAAGCCUGGAACAGCUUGACUAAACGGACCAUGAAGGCAUUCCUACCAAUUUCCCCGGCCCUACUGUACCUCUCCGCCUACGCAUUCUCCCUUUUCCUACUGUCAUGCUACCAUACAUGGAUGAGAAAACCCAAUGAACUAGUUGACAACAUGCGUACAGUAGCCAAUUUCGCCGCUGGCCUCGAAUCCUCGAUUUUGGCGGGAAACAAGAGAGAUUUGAAUUCUUAUGUCUUCAUUUUGGCCGGCAUUCUCAUUCAGAUUUUGUUCUUUUUGACGUGCUACCGUAUCCCGGAAAUGAUUGUGAGAGUGUACUGUGCAAUUGUUGGCCAUGAGGAUACUGUACGUCCAGCGUACUUGGAUUCUAUCAGAGAGGUCGAAAAGGAUGUCAAUAAAGCCAAACUGGCCGUUGAGCCGAAGAAAAUCGAUUGA
Molecule: messenger RNA, 1026 nt
Organism: Caenorhabditis briggsae
Lineage: Eukaryota; Metazoa; Nematoda; Chromadorea; Rhabditida; Rhabditidae
Exons: 4
Coding region: 1-1026 (341 amino acids)
Source: RefSeq, a predicted model, not a curated record